GAUAGCAUACUUAAACUUUCUAAAUAUUAAAUUUUUUCCACCCAAAAUAUUAAUUUUUUUUAAUUUUAUAAUUAAUUUAUGUUUAACUUUAAAACAUGUUUUUCGCAAGGUAAAAUUAAAACUCAGGAUACAAUACAGUUCCCCAAUACCAUAUAUUAUUUCCCGCUUGCAAACGACGCCGUGUUUGGAGUCUCGUGAAAUCUUCCCAGAGAAGCUUUUUGAAAAUAAUGUCAACAAACCGCCAAAUUCGUUCUUCAACAAAAGCAAAAUCCUUUUGAGAUCUCCCACAGAGAGAGAGAGAGAGAGAGAGAGAGAGAGAGAGAGAGAAGCUUCAGUCAAGGUAUUUUCGUUUCUCCUUCAAACAUACAAUCGGAAUUUUCUUUCUUUAUCCUUUAUUCUAUUUGCUUUCCUUGCUAAUUUCUCUUUCUGCCGUUUGUUUCUCGAGAAAAUGCAACUACCUCUCUGCUCGCCCGCGCCAUUCUAAAUUUUCAUCAUUCGUUCGUGAAAACCAAACUGUUCUGUUCGAGAAAUUAGACUAUGUUUCUUCUUCAUUUAUGUAUUGUAUGUGUGUAUUACUGUUUCUUCUCCUUUCUAAUUGUUUCAGUAUUUAAUCUCCUAAUGGUUUAUCUACUGUGUAAUUCGUGGCGUCAUCAGUAUUAUUUUCUGGGAUUCCCACUCCGUGAAUUCGAUUUUUCAAUGUGGUAUUAUAUUUCUGAAGCGCGGUGAUUGGUUGUGUGAUUGUUUCAUCUUCUUCGUUCUUGAGAUGAGCAUUGUUUUUUUUCAUAAGGAGAUAAUGUAGAAGGAAGGGGGAAAAGGAAAUAUGAGUUUAAAGAUGAAUUUUGUGCAUGCAGGUCAGUUCAGAUUUUAUAGGCUGUUUAUUUGUUGGAACUGAUUCUUGUUAAUUAAUGUAGGUGAUGAAAAUUUCUCUUAAGAAACCAUCACCUGAUAGAGUUUAGUUCAUUUUCGUUGUCCAUUACAUUUUACCCCUAGAAAAUUUGGAGGUAAGUGAGGAAAAGAAAAAAGGAAACUUUAUGAUUCUUUUGGGUUGAAUAGUAAUAGGUGGCCUAAGUGUAAAUUUUUAGAAUAAUUUCACUUGGUGAAUCUUGUUUUAUUUAAUGAUGAGUAUUUAUACAAGAGAGAAAAUCCAAGAUGAGGUGGAACUCUAUGUGAGUUAUGGUAGCCAUUUGUUUCUCGGUAUUACCACGGACAAAGCUUUUCAUGCUUGACAAACAAAAGUUGUGCCUUGCUGUUCAAGUGACUUGCUGAACUGAAGGCUAUCAAUCUGUUUCAGCUUUAUGUUGUUUGCUGAUCACAAACUUACCCUGUUCCUUUCUUUCUCUCUAGAGAUGGAAGGCCUUCUUCAGAACAUUCCCAAGGAAGGGUGUAGUAUUGACAGUGUUGAAGCAAAGUAUGUCUCUGGUCUUAGUACAGUACUUGUUGCAACUAUCCAGGAAGCAAAGGAUAGAAUUUCUCAAAUAGAGUACAUUUUCUGUAGUCAGCUCUUCCCCAACUUCCAAUCAAAAUAUAAGGGACUACAGAAAAUUUACUCCGAGGCCCAGAAAGCUGCAGAAGAAGCAUGGAAAGAGAAGGGAAACAAUAUGUUACGCCAAAUAGAAAAGCUUCAACUGGAAAAUCAACAGAUCCUUAAUGAGAACCAGUCUUUAAAGCUGGAGAAGAGAAAGCAACUGGAGGAGCAUGAAGGAAAUACAAAAGACCUAGUAGUCAAACUAAGAAGCCAAGAGAUGAAAAUAGAUGAACUGCAAUGCGAGCUCAAGAAAAAAUCUAAAGAAGUUGAUGACGGAAUGGAGUUGCAGAAUAGACUGCUUCAGAUGGUUAGAGAAAAAGCAUCUGAGUUAGUAUGUAAGAGCAAACAAGCAAAAGAAUAUGAAGAGAAAACAGGUGCACUUAUUGGGAAAGUGAAAAGCCUGGAAGAGAAAAUUGGUGAGCUUCAAGAUGAGCUUAGAGAAAAGACAGAAAAAGCAAGUGAGGGAGAACAAACAAUAGAAAAUCUACUGAAAAAGAUUGAAUUUCUAACAUUAGAGAUUGCAAAUGGUGAACAGCUGCUAAAUGAUCAGGAGAAAGAGAAGAAAAGACUGACGACCAAGUUGGAAUGUUUGGAGGAGGAUGUCAGCAGACUCCAAGAAAAGCUGAAGGAAAAGAUAAAAGCAAUUGAGGGUGGAAAAAAGGUGCAGGAAGAGUUUCUCUUAAAAAUUGAUUCGACUGCAUCUGGAAUGUUAGAGAACAAACAGUGGCUGGAGGAGGAUGACAAACAAAGGAAUCUGCUUCUGUCUAAAGUAAAAUGUUUGGAAGAGAAAGUUAAGGAGCUGAAUGAACAGAUUGAAUUAAAAAACUCUGAAUUACAGAGUGAGACAGAGAAAAAAUUAAAGCAUAUCAAUGCAUAUAAGAGGUUGAAAUCACAAUACAUCUUCCUCCUUGAAAAGUCUGAUCUUACAACUGACAAUAUGCUUCCACAAAGCAAAUUAGAGAAUGGAAGUGAUCCUUCAAAGCGGCACCAAAGUUUAGUUAUUUCACCUGUCUUUGGAAACAAGAAUCAAGAUGCCCCCGUGUCCUUUUGUGGUUCCAAAAAAGUGACUAAUAACUCCACCUUCAAGGACAACCGAGUGGAAGAGAAAAUUAUCAAAACAGUUCCGACAUCUGGCAUUUGCUCUUCUACUUCCAAGUCUUCAGAGGCACCAAAAAGUCUGUCUAAUGGAAAAUCUUCUCCAGCAGCUGGUAGAAAGCGGCUUGCUUCUUCUUGGAGAGAGACAAGGCAUCGUCAGUUGCCAGGUGGUGCAGAUCCUCAUGAUGAUUUUCUUGAUACCCCCUUUGAGAACAUUAAGGAAAACCUAAAAAAAGCCAUGAAAGAAGAUACUAAAGAUCUGGGAGAUACAGUUCCUAAAGAUACCAAGCCUGAUAGUUCUGAUGAUGAAACACAAGACAUGAAUGUUGAUCACAGCCCACAGCAACAUGCAAUUCAAGCUGCAGGUGCCAGAAAAAGAAAUUUCAAGUAUGUAGAACCAGUAAGAAAGAAAGCUGAACGGGAAAUUUUGAAAGGGAUUGACUGCAAGCAGUGCAAGAAAUUCUAUGAUGCUGUUCUUCCAAACAAUGCAAGUAAGGACAAUGAUGGUAAUAAACAAAAUAUCCGCUGUGAGCAUCACGAUGGUGUUUCUAGGCAUCGAUAUAAAUAUAUUCCUCCUAUGACUCCUGAAGGAUUUUGGAAUAUUGGAUUUGAAUCUGAAAUAUGAUUUUCUUAGUGUGAAAAUAUUAUCCAGAUUUGAAUAUCUGUUCACUUUUGGAAAUGAUAAAUAAUAGAAAGUAAUAACCUUUGCACUAAAAGUAAUCGAUUAAAAUGAAGUGUAUCCAGUUAUUUCCUGUAUCGGUACACAAUUGUAUGAUUUAUCUUUGACGGUCAGCCUGUGAACCCACAUUACUUUGGAAUGUGUUACAGGACAGUGAAAGUUCUUAGAUCUUUCCGAUUUUUUUUUUUUGGAUAUUGGUUCUUUGGGAA
Messenger RNA from Carica papaya (papaya), 3508 nucleotides. The record is from RefSeq and is a predicted model, not a curated record. NCBI's taxonomy places the organism in Eukaryota, Viridiplantae, Streptophyta, Magnoliopsida, Brassicales, Caricaceae.